AUGGAAUUUGCCGCGUUCAGGUCUCCUCACUUAUACCCACCGCCACCAACGAUCCUACAAAGACUAGCGGGCAUUGACAGAUUAAGUUUCGACGCGAAUUUGCUCCAGUUCCAGCACUACGUCCGCUAUAGCGAACCUCUGGAAUUGACCACGUCCAGUCCAUUGGAUUUGAGUGUCAAAACCACUCAAGUGCCCAUCACUCCGCCUUGCACUCCGUCGCCGAAGAUCAGAACACCUUCUAGUCCCACUCCAGAAGUACCAUGUAAGAAAAUCAAGUUUUCACCUACACCAAAAAAAUCCAAAGCAAUCAGAAAACUCCAGUUCGACGAAGACAACAGUUCGCCAGUAUCCGGUACCAUCAUUAGAGAACUACGUCCCGACGAACACUUGGUAGUACGAAAAGGCGACAUCGAUCCGGCCUUCAACGUCGUCGAAGUAACCGAAGAAGCCAAGGCGGAACUCGCGAAAAUCGAAAACCAUAUUGGCGACUACGUCUGUAGAUUGUGCAAGGAAUUGUACGAGGACGCUUUCGGAUUGGCCCAGCAUAGGUGUUCGAGAAUCGUCCACGUAGAGUACCGUUGUCCGGAAUGCGACAAAGUGUUCAAUUGUCCGGCGAAUUUGGCUUCGCACAGACGAUGGCACAAGCCGCGACCUGCCAAAGAACCGAAACUGCCAUCGGAAGAAGGGGUGACGAGCGAGUCAGAGUCCGGGGAACAUUUUCCCUGUAGCGAGUGUGGGAAAACUUUUAGAAGGGAAAUCCAGGAUACUCUGGAUACCAAUUGA
This is a messenger RNA of Ceutorhynchus assimilis (cabbage seed weevil), 783 nucleotides long. The record is from the annotation of a GenBank genome assembly. NCBI's taxonomy places the organism in Eukaryota, Metazoa, Arthropoda, Insecta, Coleoptera, Curculionidae.